Xyrichtys novacula (pearly razorfish) is the source of this 3891-nucleotide messenger RNA. NCBI's taxonomy places the organism in Eukaryota, Metazoa, Chordata, Actinopteri, Labriformes, Labridae. The record is from the annotation of a GenBank genome assembly.
AUGCCGAGCCCUUUAUUCCACCCCGAGAUUAUGGACCACGACGUGGUGAUCAGCCAGCAUAACGGGGUCGGUCUACCCCGGGAGACGGACCAGGAGUCCCGGGAAGAGGACCACUCAGAGGCGCUCCGCUUCGCCCUGGACCAGCUGUCACUUAUGGCCAUGGAGAAGGUGGACUGUGGGGGCGGUGGUGGUGGAAGCGGAGGCGGCGGCGGGAUGGUAGACCCUCUGGAUGGGACUCAGGGUCCGGGCUCUGAGGGCUGCAAUGGCGUGGGCGGAGGGGGCUACGUGGAUCUACAGAUGAUGGAGCAUCCCGGUGGGUCCCGGGACUCGCCGACGUCCUGCUCUCCAUCCCCGGAGUACUACGGCUCGGGCGGGUACCACAUGGCCGGCUCUCACCCCAUGCUGCACGGUGAACAAAGCUCGGUCCUCUGCAGCAGGAAGAGAAGUGUCAACAUGACUGAAUGUGUGCCUGUGCCCAGCUCUGAACAUGUGGCAGAAAUAGUGGGAAGACAAGGUAAGACCAGGACUGUUUGUAAAGAUUUAUGUGCUUGUUUGUGUGUUUGUGGACAGCAUGAUCAGACAGCAUGCAGCCUGCUGGUUCUUUGUUUGGGUGGCUGCCUGGUGAGAGGAGGGUCUCUCAACUUUUACAGCCUGGUGCUUUUGGUCGGAGUGAAUCCACUGAUGGGUCUAAAGUGGAAACAUAAUGCGGGUUCUCUCUUUAAAAAGCGCCACCUUCUUUAUUUACAUGCUCUUUUUAGGAGUAUUGAGACAAUGCUUUGACAGAGUAAGUGAGAGAGUGAGGUUGAUGAGUAGGAGGCAGAGGGGGAGGGGUGGGAGAGGGUCAGACAAAGCGGCAGAUUGUCGGGAGUCUGGACAUGUCUGGCAGCCUGCACCAAACAAAGGAAACACACCGAAAUAUGUCGCUUUCUGAAAAUACACUCCUGGAUGAUCAAUUUGAGCUCGUAAUUGUCUAUCAUAGCCCCCUGCGUGUGUUUACGGUGGAUUAUUUCGGGCUUUACGUGUAGAUUUUCAGGCUGAAACGGGGCAGCAGGCUCACAAACACGGGACUGGGCGGUGUUACGCCCUGCACCCAUCCCUGUCUGCCGAUGCUGCUGCUGCAGUAGCCGCUGCCUUCUCUCCUAUUUCCUCAAAUCACCGUAUUUUCACCAACGCCUGCUCCCCAUCAUGUUUCCCCUCAUGAUGUGGAUGUAGUUUAGCCGUCGCGGCCGCGGUAGCGUUACGGCAUUGUUCCCUUUGUUUGAAAAAGCCAUGCUUUCUGCUUCCCAGGAUGACAUCACACUCCGCGCGUCCCAUUGGUCGCUGAGAGCUCGGCGUCCAUAUUUAAAGAAACAGCAGCACAGAUGAGGGGCUGGAGGGAGCAUGAGUUGACACAAGCAGACAGUGCAGCAGAAUUUCACUCCGAGCUCUUCUUUCGUGUACAGCUGCUGUUGUGGCUCCAGCUAGAAAAUGUGAUUAUGAUGUGAAAAUGCUCCGUUGCAAUAUGAGUAGACGGUUUUUAAAGACAAAAGCAAGGCUUCAGUGUGGUUAUUUUUUCUCUUUUUUGGGUUUGUUUUGAGGAUUAAGGAAUGGUGAUUCAUUACUGAUCUCGAGCUGCAAAGCCUGACUGGCUAUUUAUCACCCACUAAAUGAAUUACUGAUCAGUUAGUCAGUGCAAGUCGUCAAAAAAAGGCUGUUUCUCUUAUUAUUACAGUGUCCUCAAUUCAAUGGAAUAUAUUUCUCUCUUAAUCCCCCAAUGAGUGUAAACUGUCUCUCAAAACAAGACAUGUUGUAGUGCCUUUAGCAAUACUAAUUUAAUACAUGGCAUCCAAUUAGUGAGAAAAAUAAUUUAAAUCAAUAAUGAAAAGUAUCCCAUGUUUCAUCCCAAUCAAUCUGAAUGAUAAUUAACUGUGUGCCUGGAAAAUUAUGCCCCUCAGGAAUGAAGACUUUACUGUUCUGCAGGUCCAGUCAACUGAAUCUUUGUGAAGGUGUUUUAACUCUUUCAAAAACAGAACUAAUUGACUUCAAAUUAUUUAGACUAUACAGAGAUGUUUUACAAUUAUAAUUUGUGUUUUUAUUUUGUCCUCUUCAUCUGUUUUAAAUUAGUUUCACUAUCUGAACAACAUCACGACAGAGUCUUGAUCUCCUAAAAGUCUAACAAACACCUCUGAAUUUCAUUUGUCCACUAAAAAAGUUUUGAAAUCUGUGGUAUGGUCCAUGUGUCAGACCUUCAGGUCCUUCAUUGUGAUGUGAAUUUGUAAUUGUUGGUAUAAACCCGAUCUUACUUAUAUUUGUAUGUGUCUGUCACCCUUCAGGUUGCAAGAUCAAGGCCCUACGUGCCAAAACAAACACCUACAUUAAGACUCCAGUCAGAGGCGAAGACCCGGUGUUCAUCGUGACGGGACGCAGGGAGGAUGUGGAAAUGGCCAAACGAGAAAUAGUGUCAGCGGCGGAGCAUUUCUCAAUGAUCAGGGCGUCUCGCUGCAAAGCUGGAGCUCCCGGAGGAGGAGGCUCUCUACCUGGACCGCCACACUUACCCGGACAGACCACCAUACAGGUACGGAAAACCUCCAGACAGCGUGUUUAUGUUACUAUGUUUGACCACAGAAGAAACAACAGUUUGGUUCAAAGGAUAAACCGUUUCUCUCCUCUCCGCUCCAGGUGCGGGUGCCCUACAGAGUAGUGGGUUUAGUCGUUGGACCAAAGGGAGCAACCAUCAAGCGCAUCCAGCAGCAGACUCACACCUACAUCGUGACACCGAGUAGAGAGAAGGACCCGGUUUUCGAGGUGACCGGCAUGCCAGAGAACGUGGACAGGGCAAGGGAGGAAAUCGAGACCCACAUCACCCUGAGAACUGGAACCUUUGUGGACCUGCAGGGAGACAACGACUUCCACACCAACGGCACAGACGUCAGUCUCGAAGGCCUCGGCGCCCUCAGCGGAGGCUUAGGAGCAUCUCUGUGGUCCAGAGCCACUGGCCAUCACUCUGCCCCACCUCCUCCUCCACCCUCUCCACCCCCUGCUCUUUCUAUGUCCAUGCACCACUCCUCCUCCAACAGGAAGAUGUCCUCGUCAGUUGGCUACCACACGCAUAACGGCGGGAUGGGCUCAGACAGCUACAACAACACCCGUAAGGCCAAUGAGGGAGGCAGCCCCACCAGCCCCUUUAGCACAGGCUCCAGCAGCGCUGGAGGAGGAUUCACUUUCGGGGGCGACUCUACCCCAGGACUUCCCUCCUCGGAUGAACUUGGCUUUGAGUUCACUGCCUCCAAUAUCUGGGCGCCUUUCGUCAAUGGCGGGACAGGAAGUAAGGCCUCGGGCUCAUCUCAGCAGCAGCAGCAGCAGCCUCUACGUCGAAACAGCAGCGGCCUCAGCGGCGGCGCCAUCACUCCACGAUUGUCUCCAACUCUGCCUCAGGAUGCUGGUGUGGGCCCCAUGGAUCACCCCUUGGCUCGCCGUGCCCAGAGUGAUCCCCUGAGUACGCUCUCCUGGCUUCAGUCCAGCAGCGCUGGCGGCGGUUCCUUCUCUGGAGCAUCCAGCUCCAGCUCAGGCGGCUCAUCUACCGGCUAUUCCUCCUGCUCGGCUUCCUCUCUGCCUGGUGGCUCACCCACUGACUCUGAGGGAGGCGGCAGUGGCGUGGGCCUGAGUUCAGGGAUGCUGAGCCGGCUCAAAAGCAGCUCUGGAGGCCCAGGGGUGACAGGUCUGGUGGGCGUCAGCCCCGGAAUCAACAGGGACUGCUUUGUGUGUUUCGAGAGCGAGGUGACGGCGGCCCUGGUGCCCUGUGGCCACAACCUGUUUUGCAUGGAGUGUGCUGGGCAAAUCUGCCAGUCAGCUGAGCCAGAGUGCCCUGUUUGCCACACCCCUACCACACAGUGCAUCCGCAUCUUCUCCUAA